UUGAUUUUCUAUUUCUAUUUUCUAUUUUCUAUUUUCUAUUUCGUUCUUAUUAUUCUUCUUCUUUCCCUUGGAAGGGCUUAAAAUGGCAAGUGAGGGCCCUGAAGUUCUCUCCGUUGAACUCCCUGCUCCUCCUGGAUGGAAGAAAAAGGUACUCUUGAAGGACAAUGGCUUGGGAGUUAUUAUUUGAUGGAAGGCUUUAAGGAAAAUGCAUGGAGCUAUUGUUCUUGUUCCUACCCAAUAAAGAAGGCACACCGAAGAAGAACGAAAUCAUUUUUACUGCACCCACUGGGGAGGAGAUCAACAACAGAAAGCAAUUGGAGCAGCUCCUGAAAUCCCACUCUGGCGGCCCCAAAAUAUCUGAAUUUGACUGGGGUACUGGUGACACCCCGAGGAGAUCAACAAGGAUCAGUGAGAAGUCAAAAGCAACCCCACCUUCAGAAAGUCCGCCCAAGAAGAAGCGAAGCAAGAAAUCAACGGAUUCCGUGAAGGAUGGUGUAGAAACAGAAGAUGCCCAAGAAACCCAAGAGAUGAAAGAGGAUCAGACACAAGAAAAUGACACAGCCAAGAAGGAAGUACCAGAAGAAGCUGCUGCUGAAGAUAACCAAUAUGAGAAGGAAGCUAAAAUGCAAGAAGAUGGUAACCCAUUAGCCGAACAAGCUGCUCCUGUAGAAUCCCAAGUCGGAAAGGAAGUUAAUCUGCAGGAGAAUCUCACAAAGCAGGAAGGGUUUGAAGAGCCGAAUGGAGACACACCUACAUCUGUAGUGGGAGCAAAAAUUGCGAAAGAAGCUCGUAGUGAGGAUGGUGAGAAACCCAUUUUGCAGGUGGAAGAUGGAGCGAAAACCGAGAACAAAGUGAUUGAAAACAGCAACCACUAAGUUGAGAUUAGCAAAGCAAUCAGGUUAUUAGCUACUGAAAGCAUAACCCACCUUUAUGUUGUCUUCGUUGAGAUUAGCAAAGCAAUCAGGUUAUUAGCUACUGCAAGCAUAACCCUGCCUUUCUGCUAUCUCUGUUGUCUUUGUGGGUUCCCUUGGAUGACCGUAGUUUUUUAAGGUGGUUGUUGAUUGCUCUGAUUAUUCAUGGGACAUCAAUAGUAGGCCUUUGAUGAGGCAUUGCCGCAUUGAAUUGACUUUAGAUUGUGCUCUGUAGAGAGCAUCAAUGUGACUCUAGAUUGUAGUCUGUAGAGUGUUAUGACUGGUGUGAUAGCCAACAUUGGUGAUAUAUGUAUCAAUUAUGUUUGCACUUGCUUUA
Magnolia sinica is the source of this 1248-nucleotide messenger RNA. RefSeq names its product methyl-CpG-binding domain-containing protein 11-like. Gene Ontology annotation, molecular function: DNA binding. The transcript is spliced from 3 exons. The coding region runs from base 210 to 875 and encodes 221 amino acids. Lineage: Eukaryota; Viridiplantae; Streptophyta; Magnoliopsida; Magnoliales; Magnoliaceae. The record is from RefSeq and is a predicted model, not a curated record.